GGAUGAGAACGGCUGAAUCACACACAGCCACCGCGGCUACGCAUCACAUUUCCACACAAGAAAGAGACCCACUGAGAAAAUAACAAAACCAUUCAGAAGUUAAUUUGCAUGAGACUCACAUAGUCACAUUCUCAGCAGUAGCACUCAGUCUCACUGUUUUAGUGUUUCACAUAAAACUUUAGAGAGAGAGAGAGAAAGCAAAUGGGUAAAGGUCAUGAGGAAGAAGAAGAGAAUAUGGCUGCUUGGCUUGUUGGUAUAAAUACCCUCAAGAUUCAACCUUUCAAGCUCCCAGCCCUGGGUCCUCAUGAUGCCAGAAUUCGAAUCAAAGCUGUCGGUAUAUGUGGCAGUGAUGUUCACUACUUCAAGAAAAUGAGAAACGCACAUAAUAUAAUGAAAGAACCUAUGGUAAUGGGCCAUGAAUGUGCGGGGAUCAUAGAAGAAGUUGGUAGUGAGGUUAAGAAUGUGGUACCUGGUGAUCGUGUGGCUAUUGAACCUGGGAUUAGUUGCUGGCACUGUGAUCUCUGCAAGCUAGGUCGAUAUAAUUUAUGCCCUAAUAUGAAGUUCUUUGCUAGUCCACCGGUUCAUGGUUCUCUUGCUAAGCAGAUAGUUCAUCCUGCAAAUCUCUGUUUCAAAUUGCCAGACAAUGUGAGCUUGGAAGAGGGAGCAAUGUGUGAACCCUUGGGUGUCGGUGUUCAUGCAUGUCGUCGAGCUAACAUUGGACCAGAAACAAAUGUGUUGAUCAUUGGGGCAGGACCUAUUGGACUUGUCACAAUGCUCUCAUGUCGUGCUUUUGGGGCACCCCGGAUCGUCAUUGUGGAUGUGGAUGAACAUCGUUUAUCUGUUGCAAAAUCUCUUGGUGUAGAUGAGACUGUUAAAGUUUCAGCAAACAUUGAGCAGGAUGUGAGUGAAGAAGUUGAAGAGAUACAAAAAGCAAUGGGAAAUAGGGUGGAUCUUAGUUUCGACUGUGUUGGUUUCAACAAAACUAUGACUACUGCAUUGAGUGCCACUCGUGCAGGUGGCAAACUGUGCCUAGUUGGAAUGGCUCAGACUCAAAUGACUAUUCCAUUCACAACAGCUGCUGUGAGGGAAGUUGAUGUGAUAGGGAUUUUCCGAUACAAGAACACGUGGCCUCUGUGCCUGGAGUUUCUGAGGAGUAGGAAGAUAGAUGUGAGGCCUCUUAUAACUCACAGGUUUGGGUUCUCUCAGAAGGAGGUGGAAGAAGCCUUUGAAACCAGUGCACGUGGUGGCAAUGCUAUUAAGGUCAUGUUCAAUCUGUAGAUACCAGAUUGUAUAUAUAUGGGGAUUUGGAUUUGAUAAGGGACUUAAGUCUAAUUAUUCAAUGAGUGAUUCAAUCACAA
This is a messenger RNA of Prosopis cineraria, 1358 nucleotides long. RefSeq names its product sorbitol dehydrogenase-like. Gene Ontology annotation, molecular function: zinc ion binding; oxidoreductase activity, acting on the CH-OH group of donors, NAD or NADP as acceptor. The transcript is spliced from 6 exons. The record is from RefSeq and is a predicted model, not a curated record. Lineage: Eukaryota; Viridiplantae; Streptophyta; Magnoliopsida; Fabales; Fabaceae. Bases 202 to 1278 code for a protein of 358 amino acids.